AAACUAUUGCCCUAAGUGACAAGUUCGUAUGUAUUAUAACACCACUGUGGACAGUCAUACCGCUGGUCGUCGGAGCGUAAGGCCAUUUAUACAGACAGAGAAUUAUCCUGCUGAUCAGUGAGUAGGCACGGUGACUAUGGAGGAGAAGGAGGAGGAGGAUGAGGGAUGUUACCUACAGAACGGAAACAAUCACCUGUGUCAAGAGGAUCCCGACUAUCCCAGGCCUGGACACUGUCGGAUGGACAGGAGGCGGACAUCGUACGCACACCGAGCCGUGCUGGCUGUUGAGAAUGUGGCUCGUCGGAUGUCUAUGCCAGCUUUCACUGUCGACACUAUUGCACAAAACUUGGAGGAAGAAAUUGAGAGGGACUCGGAAGAACCAAAAGGGAAUUUAGAGAAAUUACGGAGAUCAGGAGAACAAAUCCUUCACAGCAAGAAGAUUCUACUCCUUAUCGUCGUGUUGAAUAUCCUAGAUUGUGCCUUAGUACUGGGGGAACUUAUCCUGGACAUACACUUCAUCAAAGAAAUGGUACAUGAAGCUCGGAACCUCACACUGAAGUUUACGACACUUUUACUUCAGCUAUUCCCAACCAUUUUCACUGGACUUGAUAUAGAGGCGGUGUCAGACGUGUUCAAUCGUGUAAUCUGGUCUAUGUCUACAUACAAUCAGACAAGUGACGUGUUUCUCAACCUCAGUACCGAUACAAACGUCACAUAUCUAUAUCGGAGCAGACGAUCGGCGGCAAUGGCGGGAUUGUACAAAGAGUACUUUACACAAGCUGACAUUCCCGCUUUCAUGGAAGCCGAUCACAAGCCUGAACUGGAGGAGGUUCUCUCGCAUGCAUUCCAUAAAGCCAGUAUAAUCAUUCUAGGCAUACUAGUUGUGUUAACAUUGAUGAAAGUAUUUUGUUAUGGAUUAACCCUGUUCAAGAAAAAGUUUGAGCUGUUUGACGGGUUUAUCGUCGUUACAUCCUUCGUCAUUGACAUUGCCUUCAUCAAAGGCAUCAUGGGAUAUCCACUAGAGGAUGCUGUCGCGACGUUGGCCUUCCUCAUCCCGUGGCGCGUGAUCAGGGUCGCCAACAGUCUGGUGAUGGCGGUAAUGGACGAGGCACAUCUUCAGCUGAAAAUGAUCUACACAGAGAAAAAGUUAGUGGAGGAAAAAUAUGAGGAAUCAGAGUCAAACCUUAAGUAUCAAAAGAACGUCAACAAGAUACUUAGGGACCUGUGUAUCAGUGAAGGAAUUCCCAUGUCUAAAAUUACCGAGAAAACAGCCGGAUGUGGUUCUGUGGCGGCCCUGAUAUCACGACUUCCAUUUCCGAUUCCAAGGCAACAAAUUCCGAAGAAGUAACCCACGUGACUUCUGGUAGAAUCGUCGAGUCAAUAUUAUAACAAUUCUGCUUGAUAACAAAAUCCGAUCCCGAUAGACUUAGUUUGUUACCGAAGAGACGUGUUUAAGUGGGGGGUUUUAGCAUUCCCCCACCCACCCAAAAAUAGUUCCGAAUCGUUUUGUGUUUAUCGUACCACAUUUACCAGGGUCUAAAUACUGGGGCCCGAGUUUAAAUAGGAGGUUUUAUUUAUAAAUACGUGUAUACUUCAUUUUUUGUCGUUGUUUUAACAAGAAGUAGAUUUACAAUUAACGCUUCAAUUAUACAUUCUUAUUAUUGAUAGAUUUUUGAAUAUUCUAAUGUUUUUAAAAUUGAUAUAUUGAAGGGCAUGUAUUGACUUCAUCUAAAUGGACAAAUAACGUAUGAACACUGAUAAUUAUAUGUACGAAUUAUACAUUAUCAUUUUAUCAUAUUGAAGUAAGUCAUAAUAUUUUUCUCAUUCACUUUUACAGAAAUGCCACUCUUUAUAAUAAAAGGAAAGAAAAGAAUACCUUUCAGAAGUAUACGGAAGAUAAGAAAAAGACUCAAUUGUUUCUCUAACCCCGAGGACAGUAAUUCACUGCCAUAUACCACUCACAGACACCUGUAUAGAAAAAACGGAAUUUAUUCUGUAGAUCCUUACAUUUCCUCUGACGACGGGAAAACCACGCCGUCUGAAGGCACACUUUCCAGACAUUCCACUGUGCAAUCUAUUCCGGAUGUGGCACCGGAUGUGGCACCGGAUGUGGCACCGGAUGUAUUACAAGAGGUUAAAAUUCAAAUAACUUCGGCAGAGGAAGAUGUAAAAGACACUUCCGGUAUUAUUGCCAAUGACGAUGUAAUAGACGGUAAGGAACACCAAGGACACAGCCCAGGACGGUAUAGAAAGGCACACAAUUAUGUCAAAAGGAACCACCUGGAGACAACUGUUAUUGAGA
This is a messenger RNA of Pecten maximus, 2302 nucleotides long. RefSeq lists its product as uncharacterized. Gene Ontology annotation, molecular function: voltage-gated proton channel activity. The transcript has 10 exons. NCBI's taxonomy places the organism in Eukaryota, Metazoa, Mollusca, Bivalvia, Pectinida, Pectinidae. Bases 137 to 1348 code for a protein of 403 amino acids. The record is from RefSeq and is a predicted model, not a curated record. Gene Ontology annotation, biological process: proton transmembrane transport. Gene Ontology annotation, cellular component: plasma membrane.